AUGCAUUGGUUAGUUACUGACAAUAAUCAGUUGUCUUCUGUAGUGAAUAAUCCAGCCAUGAAUUUCUCUUCGAUUGCGCCUUUAAGUGGAGGAAAUUUCAAGAAAUGGAAACAAGACAUCGAGAUUGUCCUGGGCCUGAUGGACGUCGAUUUGGCACUGAGGGAGGAAGAGCCUGAACCACUCACUGAUGUUUCAACUGCUGAACAGAGGUUGAAACAUGAGAAAUGGGAGAAAGCUAAUAGGAUGUCAUUGAUAGUCAUGAAAAGGACCAUGAGUGAGACUGUGCGUGGAGGAAUUGUUGCUGAUGACAAAGCCAAAGACUUCCUGGAGGCAAUUGGGGCAAAGUACAGGGAAUUAGAGAAGGCUGAAAAUGGGGAAUUUGAUGACCACUCUCACCACACUCAAGUUUGA
Messenger RNA from Pyrus x bretschneideri (Chinese white pear), 411 nucleotides. RefSeq lists its product as uncharacterized. Bases 1 to 411 code for a protein of 136 amino acids. The record is from RefSeq and is a predicted model, not a curated record. Lineage: Eukaryota; Viridiplantae; Streptophyta; Magnoliopsida; Rosales; Rosaceae. The transcript has a single exon.